This is a messenger RNA of Oncorhynchus keta (chum salmon), 2657 nucleotides long. RefSeq names its product E3 ubiquitin-protein ligase RNF220-like. Bases 273 to 2075 code for a protein of 600 amino acids. Gene Ontology annotation, molecular function: metal ion binding; ubiquitin protein ligase activity. Gene Ontology annotation, biological process: protein ubiquitination. The transcript is spliced from 16 exons. The record is from RefSeq and is a predicted model, not a curated record. NCBI's taxonomy places the organism in Eukaryota, Metazoa, Chordata, Actinopteri, Salmoniformes, Salmonidae.
GCGUGGACAAGCAUCUGAGCAGCAGCAGCAGUAGCCACAACAGCCUGAACCAGCGUCGCUUUAACCUCACAAAUUCACCACCUCCUCUGUUACAAUUAUAAUUGGUCCGUCCACGUGACAAAUACCGCACUAUACUUGGAAAGAAUCGCAAGCGCGUGUUUUUUUAAAGAUGCCAACGAUCUUUGACAUCUUAACUUGAGAAAGUGUUCUUUGUGCGGUUAACAAAGGUCCAUUACUACACGUUUAACUCGGGACAGCGAGGAGUUGAUUGGAUGGACCUCCACUGGCCCACCUUCAAGAUGGACAGCUCCUCCUACCUGCCCGGUCCCCUGGCGUCCCCAGCCCUGAUGGUGCUGGCCUCCACAGCCAAGACAGGCCGUGAUGCCUCCGGCCCCUGCCAGGCCUCCGUCCCCUGCCAGGCCCCGAGGUCCUUCAGGGCCCCAAUCUUUGAGAAGGACUUCCCCUCCGGCUCCUACACAUUUGCCUCCAUGUACAACCGUCAGGGGCCUAUCUCCGGCCACGGCUCAUUCCCUGCCAGAGACUUCCCUGCCAGAGACUUCCCUGCCAGAGACUUCCCUGCCAGAGACUUCCCUGCCUCCCUGCUCCACCUCCAUCCUCAGUUCCAGUUUCACCCCAACAACCUGGACUGCCCUUCCCUGGGGAUGCUCAACCACAUUGGGGUAGGGGCCUUCCGACCCUUCUCCUCCCCGCCUGAAGAGAGGGAGACCAGGGGUUAUCAGUCAGCCUUCACCCCUGCUAAGAGGCUCAAGGGCUGCUACACAGAUUCUGAGGGGAAGGAGUAUGAUUUUGGAGGAGGGUGUUUCCUCUCUGGCUCACCGGGAUCACUCAAGGCCGCCGAGGAUUCUGGGAGGAAGUUGUUUACGGUGUCUGGGCUGCUGUCGGACAGAGAGGCCUCGUCUAGUCCUGAGGACCGUAAGGAACACUGUAAGGGUCAUGUCCUGUAUGACUCCCUGCCCCCAGUGUGUCCAGUGUGCCAUGCUGUGUUACCACCAGGUGAGCUACAGGAGCACAUGGAGCAGGAGAUGGGCAGACUGACACAGUUACAAAUCAGUACUAAUUCAGUGCAGAGGAACCAUCCAUUAGGAGCUACUAAGACCCUCUCACUAUCUCUGCACAUUAAAUGUGAGGGUGGGUCCCCCACCUCUCUCUCCUGCCCUCUUGAAGAGCCCCACACAGACAGAUACCAGACGUUUCUGCGUGUGAGGACAAACAGACAUGCAAGACUGAAUGUCGAUGAUUGGUGCUACGCCAAACCCGCUCCUUUAAGUCCCCACAACAGAAGUCAUCUAACCCCAGACUGCAAAAGAAUUGUCAGGAUCGGCAAGCUGAAGAGGAGGAGUCCUUACGUGGGCCAGGACAUUUUGUUGGACCUGGGGGGGGAGGAGUGGGGUGAGCGGAGGAGAAUACGGAUGACAUCCAUACUGGGAGGGUGUGAAGGGUCGGUGUUUGUGAGCAGCAGCACGUCUAAGGAAGGCCGUGGUGACCCUGACCCUGACCGUGACCCUGACCCUGACCGUGACCGUGACGCUGACCUGGACGUGGAUGGAGAUGACACUCUGCAGUAUGGAAGAGUACAAUGUAUGGAGGCAGACAUCCCCUGUUCAGGGAAGGAUCCUGGGGUGGUGGAGGAGAGGGAAGCACUGAGGGGGGCGGUUUUAAAUGGUGGUACACUGUCCAACAGAGUAACUCUGGAACAUUCCAAAUGGACAAAUGAGGGAAGUCCAUCCACUAGCAACGGAGAGAGCAACAAACUGGAUAACAGCAUAGCCUCCCUACACAGGACCUGUAAAAAUAGUGACAUUGAUAUGGUCUCUGAGCUGACGACGUUGGAUUCACUAAGAAGUCGUAUACGGGACCUAGAGAAGCAGCUGUCCAGAGGAGACAGACACAACUGUCUUGUCUGUAGGGACACUUACACAACACCCCUCACCUCCAUCCAGUGCUGGCAUGCCCACUGUGAGGAGUGUUGGCUCCGCACUCUGGGGGCUAAGAAGCUGUGUCCACAGUGUAACACCAUCACUUCUCCUGGGGACCUGAGACAGGUAUUUUUGUGACUGGGCAGGGCCAGAGAAGCACAGACCCCUGAGGGGGCAGGACCUCUGAAGUAUUAACCUUUGACCUUUGAAGGGGACAUAAGGACAGCUGGCCUGUCAGAGAUUACCCUUGUCUUUGCACCUUAACCUGCCCUCGAACCCCCCUCCCAAACCAAGUAUGGUGCCACCCCAUGACAAAAUGAUACCCAUGACUGGGUAUUGCACAAUGAUUAGUCUUCAUGUCAAUUGACCUUUUAGGUUUGACAUUUGACCUUUGCUUUGCCCACCUAGAUAGCAUUCAUUUGUAUCAAGCUCACCUCAUCAUUUAGUGAGCCAUUUCUAAGAGGAGGACUCUGUGCUCAAUCCAUUACAAUUCAUACGUAAAUGACAAUAACUAGUCAUCUUAGUGCUCAGGCACUGAAAUAAUUAUUUAAAAUGGCUUUAGAUCAAAACAAGGUUGAGAUACUCUUUGGACUAUAAGCGGUAUAGACUUUUGAAAAUAAUAGUGGUCUGUUUUUAUCAAAAGAAAGCACAUGUAAAUAGUUUUGUGUAUGUUUGAAAUUAUGUGCAGUACCUGUAAAAAGUUUGGCUACACCUACUCAG